Molecule: messenger RNA, 975 nt
Organism: Sinocyclocheilus anshuiensis
Lineage: Eukaryota; Metazoa; Chordata; Actinopteri; Cypriniformes; Cyprinidae
Product: transmembrane protein 26-like
Exons: 3
Coding region: 1-975 (324 amino acids)
Source: RefSeq, a predicted model, not a curated record
AUGUGCCGGGUUCUGAACAUCUUAUUGGCUCUUCUGAGUCGCUUCCUGUUUGCGGUGCAUGGCGUCCUGACAGUGUGGCGUGUAGUGGAGGUGACUGGCGAGCCCUCCUAUUGGCUGCUGCUGAUGGGUGUGACGCUGCUGGGGGUGGAGAUGGCCAUCACUAUCAAAUACACACGCAAUGCUGAAUGGAAAUGGUUCUCACCUAUGGUGUUUCUAUAUCUGAGCACUGUGAUUCCCUCGGUCUGGUUCCUGGAACUGAACCUCCUACAGUCCAAUCUGCUCAUCAACUCGAGUACAAACUCUGACCCGCAAUUCUUCUCCCAGAUCCCUCUAACAAUGGGGUUGGCGGAACUUGAUCCUGAGAACUGGGUGGAGGCUCUGGAGCAGACCAUGUUGAUCGUCUUGGUUCUGGGCCGCUGGCUGAUGCCGAAGGGUGACAUGUCACGUGACCAGCUAUCUCAGCUCCUCAUGGUUUAUGUGGGCCUUGGAGCUGAUAUCCUGGACAUCUUUGACACGUUUAAGGAGCCACAAGUGAAAACCAAGCAGGCUGUGAUCAUUGUUGGGCUAAGUUUGUUCUCCUGGGCCUUGAUGCAGUUUCCUCUUGUUCUUACCCAAACCAGCCAUUCCAAAUUCCAAAAGGAAGGUCAGUCAGAGGCUGCAAAGCCUGGGCGAGCUGGCUGGACUGUUUCCUGCUGCUCUAGUGAAGUCUGGAGCCUUCUGCUAACGGUGGGUCUGCAGGAUGGACCAUUCCUGAUUUCCCGUCUGUACCUCAUGAUACGUGAGAAUGUUCUGAACCAGCUGAUGAUCUUCUUCACAUGCAAGAACAUCCUCAUUGUUUUGCUGGAGGUCUACAGGAUCUGUGUUGUCCACAUUGAGCAGAGCAAUCCAGGGGGCAGAACUGAGUCAUGUGACCUGUCUCAUGGACACUCGGAAUGGACUGAUGAAGAGGCUAUUGAAUCCAGCUGUCAAGAAUAG